CGCGUUCACUACCCCCGGGAAACAGUAGUGUAGCCGACCAUACCACGAGCUGGACGUUCCGAGCGUGUAUUAUAUUAUAAUAUACAUAGUGUGCGUGCACCGGCUUUGGAUUUCGAUCAGAUUUUUUUUCCACUAUCCACCCUCGUCAACACCUGUAGCACGGUACUAUCUGCAGAGGUCUGCGAUACAUACGCAUUUAAAAACAUAACGUUAUAUACACGGUCAUCAGUGAACAGAUCGCUGAGCAAUAAAUUCGAGUCAAUUAUCGGGAAUAAACCGCUAAGAACGAGAGCGGUGUUCACCAUAAAAGAACGCUUCAUUAGCCCCACAAGACGUGGUCUAAUUGGGCUUAUGAAUGUUUAACAUGUCUACUAACCUAGAAAAUCCCAUUUUAAAUUUUGACCAAUUCAACGUGACGAACGCGAUAAACGAGACGUCCAAAGCUAUCGUAGAGUCGGUUAUGAGCACAACGAUGAUAAACGACGGACCGCUGGUGGACAGCGACGCCGUAUCGCCUGUCACGCUGAGCAUGGAAUGGAGUAGGGUGGCCAGGCUGUUGAUCAUGCUCGGCCUGUCCGUCAUCGGCAGCAUCGGUAACGUGUACAUGAUCAGCUCGGUAAUGAUUGAGGACCAUCUCAACAAAAGGGGCAACACUUUCGUGGCGAACGUGGCGCUGGCCGACCUGUUGAUCAGCGGGCUCGUCAUUCCGGCAUCUGCUGUGGUCAUCCUGUCCGGUCUACAGGAUUCUCCGCCGGUGUGCCAGUUUCAGUGGUUCCUGUCGAUUCUGUGUUGCCUGGUAACCGUGCUUACCAUGGCCGCAGUGGCGGCCGAGAACUACAUAAGACUCUGUCUGACGCCCGAAUGCUACGCCAAACUUACCGUCACGAAAAUCACCACGCUCUUGUUCGCUAUUUGGAUCGUCAGCUCGAUCCUGGUCACGUUACAGUUUGUCUACAAGAUGGGACCGGACUAUUGCGCCAAAAAGGUGAGCAGCAUCGUUCCGACACAGGCGCUGGCGGCCGGUGCCAUCGUGCUGGCGCCGUUGCUCAUCACGGCCGGGCUGUACAUGCGCAUCACGUACCAGGUGCACGUGGCCCGGCUGAACCCGAGCUUCAAGCCGCCACUGGCGUUCAACUGGGACUACUCGCUGAUGCUGGCCAACGCGUACAGCUUCGUCAUGUUCGUCGUGUUCUGGGCGCCGUUCGCCGUCGUCCUGGCGCUGGCCACCGUCCAGCGGCUGUCCGCGCAGGUGUUCUACAACCUCGCGUGGCUGGCCCUCAGCAAGUCGUGCUUCAACAACCUGGUGUACUGCGCCGGCAACCGGCACUUCCGCAACGCGUACGUCAACCUGUUCCACUACUGCUGCUGCAAGACAACGGUGACGUUCUCGCGGCGGGCCCGCGACGGCGUCAGCCGCCCGUCCGGCGACGUCCGCGUGCACAUCAUACCCGGCUACAACAUGUACUCGUACACCAGUCCCACCAGGUCGCGCGAGUCGGGGUCGUGCCCGCUGCAGGGCAGGCCGCGGGCCAGGGCCAACGGCGGCGGCGGCGGCCUCGGCUGCGGCGGUGGUGGCGGCGGCGGUGGCGGCGGUGGCGGCCGCGACGUGUACGAGCUGUAAGCCGCCGGCCGAUGAUACUAUAAUAACAAUAAUAAUAUAAUAUAUGAUACGAUAUUACCCAUACAAUAUAUAAUAAUAAUAAUAAUAUGCUGUUAAUAUCGUCCGGCGCUAUAUUAAUAUAAUGUUAUUAUUAUGACUCCGCUCCGAACACGCAUUAGAUAGGUAUAUACCGUUAUUAUUAUCAUUAUUAUUAUUAUUAUUAUUACGCGUGCGAUUCAUAUUAAUAUAUGGCAAUAUAUAUUGUAUAUAUGUAUACAUGCGCACGAUUUUUUCUUCCCUCGUAUAUUAUAUUACAUAAAUAUUAUAUAAAUGCACACAUAUAUACACGACAUUACAAACCCCUACCCCUCUGGAAAAGCGCGUUCGCAGCAUUUAUAUACACACGCGCGCGUCACACUCGCAUCAUUAUACGUCCUAUACAUACAACCAUAUUAUACAUAAUAAUACGCCGUAAUGCAAUACAAUAAUAUUAUAUGUGUAUAGUAUGCCGAAUGAUAUUAAAUUAUGACAUGCGCGCGCAUGGUCACCGCCGCCGAAAUUUUUAAUUUGCGUUAAGGCGUGGAACGUAAGUCUCGUCGAUUCGUCGCGUGUAUAUGUUGCGCGCAGUAAAAGAAUAAUCCUCGUAACUGCGGGGUAUGUGCGAGUUCUAUGGUCGGGAAUGUCGGGCGACACGCGUCACGUGCAGACAUAAUGCAGUUAUAACGCAUAUAAUAAUAUUAUUACGGAUACGUGUGCGGGGUCGGCCGACCACAUGCGGCGGACGAGUAGGAUAUUUCGGCUAAUUAAUCCCCUCUUCCCAUAGCCGCCACCAACUACAGUCGGACGUUUAUAACGAGACGGCCAGUGCCGGGUUUAACGAGAGGGUGCUGCAGGGGGUCGCACGGUCAAACGGGGCCUCGAGGCCGAGUAGGUACUUUUGGAAUAAGCUUCGGGUCGUCGUCCUAGAUUUUCUGACUUAGUAAAGUGAUAAAUAUUAUUGUGGAUAUUGAAUAAUGGUCGAGAAAGAGAUUAUUUUAGGGAAUUACCCGCACCCGUUGAUUUCAAACUAUUCUGGACUCUCUUUCAUCCCUAUUGUAGUGACUCUAGGAACACAAUAUGAGCCCAAUCAUAGUUGAAACGUUUUCUUUUUAAAAUCCAUUUUAUCAAAUACGAAGAAAAAAUAUAUUUCAUAACUAAAGUGUCAAAUUACUUAUGAAUAGAUUUUUCCAAGAUCAGCCAUUAUUAGUAGUUACACCCCCGGACUCUUGAGAUCUAGAACCGGCACUGGACACAAUCUCUCUGUAGAUCUUUUGAAGCCGACGUGGCAAAAAGGCCUUUACCCGCGAUCGCCGAUAGGUAUAGCGUGCAAUAUAACGGUGCAGCGCAGUCGCUUCGCAUGAUAUGAUUAUUUUAUUCACUCGUCAAACCGUAUUUAUUAUAAUAGCGUACGAUGCCGAUAUACAUGGGCGGUAAGUAGUGUCAGCUAGCGGACGGGAGGAGGGCGGAACAAAAAUAGAGCCGUCCGUCAUCGAGCAAAACGGUGCGCAUCACACGCCGCCGCCACACGUGUCAAUAAACGACGUCAUAAUUGUACGCUUACAGUAAUAAUGACUGCAGUAAUAAUAUGCAAUGUGGCGCGAUAAAAACUGGUCGACUCUCCACGACUAUAUACCUAUAUACAUACCUACCUACGGUUUGGCUCGAAUGCCCAGACCGACGCGCACUUUUGUGAAACACGAAACGGAGGCGACAGAUUUAGAAUUAUAUUUUUCUCCUCGAGUAAUAUACAGAUGAAGUACAUAUACCCCAUACGUAUUAUAUAAAUCCUAAACAAGACGGCGAUGGUGGCGGCAGCGACGACGACUUAUUAUGUGUGGCUGCAAAAGACUUUCUCGGUAUCGUUUCUGAUUUUUCGUAUUUAUUGCUGAUCACAAUGUACACAGUCACUGUACACACACUUGUUGUGCAUAAUAUUUAGCACGUGGCGGGGGUUGAAAAGGAGCUUUUAAAAGCAUGGUUUGAAUGGUACUCCACGAGAACAUUGUCGCAAUAUUUCAUCGAGAGCAUAGGACCGGAGGUAUGAUAAUAUACUCGCUAACAUCCUGAUACUUAUUGUACCGACUACCUACCGCCAUAGGAAUAUCGAUAUAUAAAUAUUAUUUUAUUCUUCAAUUUAUCCCCCCCCUUCAACCCACACUUGCAUUCCGACGUGGAACUCACCCGUUGUUCCGUAUAUUCAGGAAACCAAUGCAUUCCAUCGUUGAUUUAUAAUAUAUUACAUAAGAAUGUAUAUAUAUAUAUUAUAUAUACUAUACCCGUCCACUGUCCCGAGCCAAACAAGCGUUGUCAAUUAUAUUACAUGUAUAUACAGUAUAUAUAUUUAUUAAACUAUUUAUAGCCCAUAUGGCACGUCUUAUUUAUUACACAUAGAUAUAUAAUAUAUUUACACUGCAAGAAACGCGCAAUUUAUUUGAAUCGUAUCGGAUCGGCGACAUAAUUUAUAUAAUAAAAACAAUUAAAAAACGGCAAGUCUAAGUAACAUAAUAGCAUGAUACAUUAUUAUACGGUGACAAUUAUUAAAUGUUCGAUUUAUUAAUGUGUGAUAAAUAAUAACAUGCAAUCGUCGUUUCGAUUAUAGUCGUAUAAAUAUCAUACGUUUAAUAACUGGUAUAGGUAAUCUUUUAUAUUUUUUUUUUUCAUCUACUGUGCUAGCUUAUAAUUUUUGCACGUCCUCUGGACUAGUAAUAGCUAAUAGUAUACAAUAUGUUUGUAUACGUUUAUCAAAACUUAACAAAUAACAAUUUAAAUUUAUAUAUAGAAGAUACAGGUAUAUUUGUGAUAGCCAUUUCACUCGGUUACACCACCUGGUCACCGUCGGGUUAAAUAUAAGAUUCAGAUUUAUAAAUAUAUAUUAUGUAUAAUAUCAUAUGCGUUUAACAUCUAUUCGCAAUCCCAAUAAAAGCUGAAGCCUGGACAAAUAAUAACAUAAUUCUGUCGAUUUAGAUUGAAAUAUUAUGGACCGUGGCUUAAUAUAUUGUAUAUAUGUGCGGGCGAAUUUCAGCAAUUUUAGCGAUUCAAAACAAUGAAAAAUUAAAUUCGAAAAUAAUCCCAAAACUACUUUAUCACAUAUCUUCCACUCAAUCCUCCCCCGUUCGUACAAAACAAAUAACUGUAAUAGAACCGUGUAAUAAUAAAUUAUAAUAUUUAUCACGUCCAUUUAUAUUGUUAGAUAUAACUUAUAAGAGUAUUACUAAUACAUCAUAAUGGAUACAAUUUGAAAUUUGGAUUUAGGGACCACUCGACAGCCGAUAUAAUAUAUUAUACAGGUUUUAGCUGCUCACGCUUGCAAAUGAUCAGUGGUCGUCAUGAUUUAGUUUUUUCGUUUAAAUAAACCAUAUGCAUACUAGCACAGUAUAGUACGUAAUAUAAUGCUUAAUCUGUAUUCGAAAUUUCCGCACACAUACAUAGACGGUUUUACGAAAACAAAAGCGGAUCGAUGUCCACCGAUGCAAAUAUACCGGAACUUUUUGUUUGUUCGUAUUAAAAUAUGAAUAUUAUAUUAUUCAAAACGUUAUAAACGACUGAGUUUCCGACCAUAUAUAAUAUUUAUAUAUAAAUACAUAAAUAAUAUGAUGUAGUAUUAAAUAUGUAUAAUAUAGUCAUUUGUAUAUUAUAUAAUACGGAAUAGGUAGGUAGUAGGUGUAUAUGUAUAGGUAUACUCGGAAAUGUCAUGGUAAUAAUAAUUAACAUAAAAACAUAAAACACAAAAGGCUCUUAUUCACAACUAUUCCCAUUCGCAGUAUUAUUCUGUAUACACAACAUAAUAUAUAAUAUAAUAAUAUGGUGAUUUUGAUUGUUUGCUUUGACUUUAUGAGUUCAAUAAUAAAUAAUAAUUGCUAUUCGUCAAAUUUCUGUUUUUCUUCUCCAAUUACCCUAUAUUCUAUAAUAGUAAUAUGAUAUAUUAUAUUACACUGGCACACCGCACUCGAUGCAAUACCUAACUAUUUUUUAAUUUAUUUCUAUCGAACUGAAUCGGAACAAUUAACAAAAACAUAUUCACGAACUCACGUCUUCCAGUAGUAUCCGAAAUUCUCGACGUUUCCGUAGUACCUAAUGUGCAUAAUUUGUUCACAGAAAUAAACUGGAGAAGUAGUAUUAUACAUUUUAAUGUACGCUUUUAAACGACUUUUGAUUGCCAUCGCCACCUCUAUCGUGUAAAGUUUGAAGUACAAAAUAUAGUGCGUGUUCGAGGUUUACUGUUUGGUAUAAAAAAAAUCACAAUAAUUACGUAGGUCACAUAAUAAAAAUUAUAAAUUUGCUACCACACACUGUUGUACUUUUACUUUUUAUACCUAAAGGCUAAUGCAUUUGUGAAUUGCAGUCAAAAAAGGAACAACUAUAUUUUGGUUUCUUCGAUUUCUGUUUUUCAUAAUAAAGAGUACUAUUAUAUCGCCAAAAAUACUUAUUCGUGAUUACAUAAAUAAAUAGAUAAACUAAAUUUACUUUUGCACCCUCUCAUUUAAAAAAAAAUAGAUUCUUAUAAGUAUCUGACUUGUAAAUAAUAAUUAUACUAUUAUAUUGUUAUAACAUUGGUUAGAGGCGUAUAAAUUGUAUCUAAAUAUAAAUACCUACCUCCGAAGCUGAAACACAAACCUUAUACAGUAAAAACUUAAUAUAAUAAAUAAUAAAUACCGUAUAUUGGUAUUUACUAUUUAUUUUAACUACAUUAAUUUAAUUUUAUAUUCAAAUUAUAAGACCUGUAAAGAGAUACUCUACCAAAAAUUAAACCACGUCCAUUUUAAAACGUUAAUGGCCGACAUACUUUUAACGUAACUAACUCGCGUUUUGGUUUAAACAAUCUAAAUUAUUAUUGUCUUAACUCUUGGCUCUUAUUUUACGUUUUAUUUUUAUGCAUUGUAGCUUACAUUGUUUGCACAUUUACACUUUUGUAUGCACAAUUCGUUGUUGUAAAGCCUUUUGGAACACAAAAUUGCAUUAUAUGCGCUAAAUAUGGAGAUCUUCUUAAAUAGGUUGGUAUAAAUGAAAUACUUAAUAAAGAAUUCGUAAAAGUGAACCAAAAAUACGAAUUUCUACAUUAUCGUUCAGAAGUCACGUAUCGAAAACUUGAGUGACAGGCAUUAUAUUAUUUAAAAAUAAAGUCUAUAUAAUAAUUUAUUCCUACCUACUACCUAUGUGCUACGUCUAUUAAAUAAUAGUGAAUAUAUGCUACCUGUCCACAUUUUUAUUUGUACAAUUAUACAUCAAUUGAAUAGAAAUAUCGCUACACACGUGUGCCAUAGUAUAUAUUACGAAAAACUUUUCAAAGACCACAAUAAUUGAUUGUUAAACACGCCUCUGAAAGGGUUUCGUGUAAUUAUGUUAACAUAAGUUACUAUUACCACUAUGUAUAGGUAUACGGUUCUCCAUUAUAAUAAAUAUAUUAUAUUAAUUGUUUGUAAAUAAACAAUACGAAUACACUUGAAAAAGUAUGCGUAUUCCAAAGACAAGAUAUUAUAAAUGUUUUAGAAUAUAUUAUUGUGUUAUCAAUACAUUAUUUAUUUUCAAAACAUACAGGCACCUAAUUUUAAAAAUUGUGAAUAAAAUGUCUUCAAAUGUAAUUAUUUUAUUUGUAUACCUAAUUACACAGUCACAUAGAUAGACGCAUAAUAAUUUUACUCAAUAUAGUAGGUACUUACCAAUACACUGCAAGUACCUAUUCAUAAUAAAUAUAGGUACAUAAUAUACAAUCCCCCUCGAUUUUUUUAUUGACUUAGAAAUAAAAUUAUAUUAUGAAAAGUAUAUAAAUUAUGUACUAUAUUUACCUUAAUCUGUGUGUGUGUGUGUGUUGUAAAAAUUAAGAAUAUCACAUGCUACGUGCUGUGAUCAGCUGUAAUUUUUAAGUACCUACCUAGUAUAACAUACAAUAAUAUUAUAUUUAUGUAUGACUAUAUUAUAUAUUUUAUAAGUAAGAUUAAGUUACAUAAAUAUUGUCAUAACAAAUUGUAUUACACAUAUAUAUUAUACUAUUUAAAUUUAUAUACAUAUUAUUAUAAUAUCUUAUCUUAAAACUUAUUUUAUUAAUUAAAAAUAUUACCUAUCUAUGUACUAUGUAAUUACUAUAUGUAUUGCUAUACAGCAACUUAAAAAAAUAAUCUUAUAAUAAAUAAUAUGGUGUACCUAUUUUAAAUUACAAGUGCUUCGUACUUAAACUUAACUUUAGGUAGGUACCCAUUAUAUUAUUAACAUAUAACAUGAUUGAUAUUAGGUAGGUACUUAUACUAUUAUUGUUUAAAGAUUUAAGUUUAGACAUGCAUUAUACACAAUGACCGACCUACCUUCAGGCGGUAUUUUUAAAUAGCCUAUCACUGUAAUGAAACAUGAAACAUCCAAUUUAAGACUAAAUUUUGUGUCAAUUUAAUCUAUAUAGUAAUUUUUGAACAUUUUUAUCAAAACAUAAAUUAUUACGUAUAUAUAUAUUUAUAAAAUAUAUAGACCUAACCACUUAUAUAUUAUACCAUCACUAAGUUUGUCGCAAAAUUGAACAAAACGGUUUCUUUUUAAGUAUACUUACCUAUUACCUAUGAUCUUUGUGUGAACCUUCCAAUAUUCUUUACUGUAAUAUUGUACUAAAUAAUUUUAUAAAUUUAUGGUAUAAUUAUGAGUUGGAUGAUAAUUGUUUGUUUCUUAUCCAGAUAGGUGCCUUGUGCCUACAUUAUUCGAUUUCACUUUCAAUGAUUAAUACUAAUUACCAAUAUAUCAUACAUAAAUCUAUCGCUUUAAUUUUAUAAUUAUUUUACAACAUCUUAAAAUAUUUAAUUCAGAUUUAAUUUAUUACAUAUCAUUUGCAUUCAGAUUAACUCGCAGCCGGUUUUUUUGUUUUGUAAUAACGAAAUAAAAUAUUUUAUAGACAUAUUGUACGUCGUUAACAAAAAAAAAAAAAAUCUCGUGAAAUAAUAAUUGGGACCACAAUAUUUUUUCUACUGGUAAUUUUCAACAACAGAUUAUAAGGCUAUAACAAUUUUUUUUUUUAUUAAAUAUUUGUUUUAAAAAUUGAAAGUUAUACACGUAUUGUUUAAAAUCUAAAUCUGUGAUACAAUAGAAAGGGACGAUUUUUGAAAUUGACAAAUGCUUUAAAAGGGUAAUUAUAUUUAAUAAUUUAAUUUCUUAAACUUUUAACGUCAUGCUGUUCAACACAAAAAUAUGUUAUACAAAAAUUUAUUUUUUUCGCUCAAACAUCGUACUAUUCACUAUUAAAACAUAAUUGACAACUAGGUACAUUUAGUUAUUUUAAUAUGGCAAUGGUAAUAUGUACUGUAGUCCACAAAAUAAUGUAUAACUAAACAAUAACUCAUAAAUAGUUCACAGCAACACUUGAUUUUGAAAUAUUUAUAAACCAUAUUUUUCAUAGGUCAUCAUUUUUAUAGUGGAAAUAUUAUAAUCCCAAUAGGCUACCUAAAAGCCAAAAUUAUUAAAUCAUAUUUAAAUUUAUGGAUGUCAAUAUAUAUUUAAAAGAAGUACACACAAAUUAUAUUUCAGUAAAGUUGUGAUUGCGUAAUAUAAUUUAUACAAAUAUUUUAUAUCAUUUUUCAACAUAAUAUAUUUUGUUUUUCAUUGUGUAGGUCUCGUAUUAUAAUAAAUUAUAAUUAUAAUUUAUAUGUCUUUCCACAUAGAAAAAAUAUUAUUAUUUUUGUUCCUAAAAUAUAACUCGUAAUGUUAACAUUUUUGUAUGUCAAUAAUGCAUAUAAUUAUAGUUGUAAGCAAAAACAUCUGUAAUUUUAUACUUAAUAUUUUGUGUGCGUAGAAUUUAAAGUAAAAAACAAAAUUAAUACAAGAAAAUUAUUGAUUACUAUUCACCUAUAUAUGCAUAGGUACAAUAUUAUAUAACAGUAAUUUAUAUCUUAAGAUAAGGUGCUUUUUUUUGUGUAUAACUAAAAUUAUGCAUGUUUAAAUAUCCAUAAUAAUACAAAUACUUGAAUGUUUAA
Molecule: messenger RNA, 9582 nt
Organism: Rhopalosiphum padi (bird cherry-oat aphid)
Lineage: Eukaryota; Metazoa; Arthropoda; Insecta; Hemiptera; Aphididae
Product: melatonin receptor type 1A-like
Exons: 5
Coding region: 356-1621 (421 amino acids)
Biological process (GO): G protein-coupled receptor signaling pathway
Cellular component (GO): membrane
Molecular function (GO): G protein-coupled receptor activity
Source: RefSeq, a predicted model, not a curated record